Rasamsonia emersonii CBS 393.64 is the source of this 1503-nucleotide messenger RNA. RefSeq lists its product as uncharacterized. Bases 1 to 1503 code for a protein of 500 amino acids. The transcript has 2 exons. NCBI's taxonomy places the organism in Eukaryota, Fungi, Ascomycota, Eurotiomycetes, Eurotiales, Trichocomaceae. The record is from RefSeq and is a predicted model, not a curated record.
AUGCUGUGUACAAUACAUUUCGACUAUAUUCAUAUCCGCACAUAUAAACAGGAGAAUCUCAAUAACAUAUUUGCAACCUACAUACAGUUGCAUCACGCAGCCCGACUCACAUCCUCCACCACCUCCACAGCAGCCUUGCUAUUGCCACCUUCCGUAUCCUCCGGCGCAUCUUUCCGACAGGCCCUUGGUCUCCGGGAAGAAGAAGUAGAUGACCGUGAAGUUGCUCGCCAGCACGCAGCACCACACAAUGUAGUACCGCCACUGGAUCGCGUCCAGCGCGAUCGCGUUGACGAACCCGCUGAACAGGUUCGCCCCUGUGUCACCGAACUGCUUCAGCACCUGCGUCUUCGCCCGCAGUCCGUACGGGCUGAUCUCCAUGUAGUACGGCUCCUGCGUCGGCGACGCCAUCUUGUAGAACGCGCCGAAGAGGAAGAUCAUGGCGACUGUCGCGCCGCUGAGCCCCGGAUUCGAGAAGUUGUGGCUCUGGUUGAUACCCGUGCACACCGUCAGCAGCAGAUACGCCACGAACAUGCCUGCCAUGCCGCCCAGGAACAUCAUCCGGCGCCCCAGCCGGUCGAUCAUCAGCGAGAAGAAGAUGCCGAACACGAGCCCCUCGAUCGUGUACCCCCCGUUGAUCAGCAGCUGCGUCUUGGUCCCCGUCACGCCGAUCGAGUCCAGCACCAGAUGCAGGUAGUACGACACCAGCGCGUUGCCGCACCACUGGAUCAUGAACCCCAGACUCAGGAUGACGAAGAACCGGUAGCGAUUCGCCGGCGUGCGGAACCACUCCAGCCACGACGCCCGCGACUCGCUCUUCUCCUGCUCCAGCGCGUAGUCGAUCUCCGCCAGCUCGAACUGCAACAGCGGCGAGUUCUCGUCCCCGUCUGCGUGGUAUUUCGCCAGGAUCCGCUUCGCCUCCUCCCGCCGGUUGUUGAACACCAGCCACCGCGGCGACUCGGGCAUGACGAACGUCAUGAUGAUCUGGAAGAUGGACGUGACGGCCUGCAGCAGACUGGGCAGGCGCCAGCUCCACGACGACGCCAUGAACGCCGUGCCGUACGUGAUCCACGCCGCCAGGAUCUGGCCCAGCGACCCCGUCGCGUUCAGAAUGCCAGUGAUCUGCGGCCGCUGCGACGGAUAGGCCAGCUCCGAGAUCAGGAUCGGACAGGCAGACUGCUGUAUGUUGUUGCCGAAGCCGAUCAGCACACGGCCUAUGACGAACAUGGCCACAUUGGUCGCGGCCGUCUGCAGCGCGAUGCCGACGAGCAUGAUGGCCGACCCGAUGGCGAUGGGCUUCUUGCGACCGAACCGCUGGAUCAGCGGGUUGACGACGAACAGCGCCGCCGCCUGCCCAAUGCGCGUGCCGUUGGUGAUCAGCCCCAGCCGCGAGCCCUUGGGGUGCCCGAAGUAGUCCUGCCACUGUGGGAUGAUCUGCAGCCCGUUGAGCAUCGACCCGUCGUAGCCGUUGGUCACGUCCGACGCGAUGCAGCCGAGCAGCAGUAG